Molecule: messenger RNA, 1696 nt
Organism: Notodromas monacha
Lineage: Eukaryota; Metazoa; Arthropoda; Ostracoda; Podocopida; Cyprididae
Source: the annotation of a GenBank genome assembly
AUUUGUCUUUUUUUCAGUCAAUUGAUUUAUUUAUACUCACAGUUACCUUUCCACCAUGGCUCUCAGCGAUGUGGACGUUCAGAAACAGAUCAAGCACAUGAUGGCCUUCAUUGAACAAGAAGCCACUGAGAAAGCCGAAGAAGUUGAUGCAAAAGCCGAGGAAGAGUUCAAUGUUGAAAAGGGACGACUUGUCCAAUCCCAACGCGUCAAAAUCAUGGAAUACUUUGAUCGCAAAGAAAAACAAGUUGAGAUGCAGAAAAAGAUUCAAGCAUCCAACAUGUUGAACCAGGCCCGUCUGAAGGUCUUGAAAGAGCAAGAGGAAAAGUUGGACAAACUCAUUGACGAAACCAGGCGUCGUCUGACCACAGUCACCAAGAGCGCGGACAAAUACGCCAAACUCUUGCAAUUGCUCAUUGCCCAAGGCGUUUUCCAGCUGCUCGAGCCGCAUCUCGUCGUCAGGUGCCGCAAAGAGGACUUGCAUCUAGUCCGGGAUGCUGUCAAAGGAGCUUUGGAGCACUACACCAACAUCACGGAUCGUCGUUGCGAGAUCAAAAUUGACGAGGAGAAUUUCUUGUCGCCUCAAGUAGCUGGUGGCGUGGAAAUGCUGAUUCCAAAUAGCAAGAUCAAGAUUGUCAACACACUCGAGUCUCGUCUGGCUAUGAUCACUUCCCAACUCCUUCCCGAAAUUCGCGUGCGUUUAUUCGGCCGCAAUCCGGGACGCAAAUUCUUGGAUUAAGUUAUUUAAGAAAAAAAUAAUAAUCAUUGACGAUAAACUGAAACCGUAAUAAUUUAUCCCGCGGAUAACUUUCCGAGUCUCCUCCAAUGCAAGUCAAUUAUUUGGGUUCUUCAAUCACCCCUUGUUUCCCCAAAACAAAUUGAAAAAAAAAAUAUAUAUAUAUAUUUCACUCUUCAUAUUCUCAAGUCAGAAAAAAACUUAAUUAUGUUGGGAAAACCUUUGAAAUGUUGAAUUCCAAGAAGCUGAACUCGGCAUUUAAAAAAUCCUGAAAUUUUUUCAAAACAGAAUAAAAGCAUGUCAAAUAAGUGUAAAAAUGGAGGUAUUGCAUAAAUUUUUUUUUUCAGAAAUCACAACCCAAUUUCAAAGUAUCCUCCACAGAGUUGAAGAAAAAAAUUCCCUAAUUUCAAAUAGCUAUCAAAAGUUUAAAAAAAAUGGAGUAUUCAUGCUGAUAAGCUUCUUCCAGGUUAAAUUCCUGGCAAUAGUUGCCAACUUCAAUUCUUUCAAAAUGCAAUAUUGUACCAUAUUUCCUGUAAAUUUCAUUGAAAUGUUGGUAGGGGGUUAUUUUGUGCUUGGGACACAGUUUUGGGGAAACAUGGAAUAUACAUGCUGUCCUUCUGAUUUGACUGAAUAUAUGUCUUUAGAAUAAAAGUUGAGCAGUUUUUUUGCUAUGCUGAACCAACAGGUUGUCUUUUGUUUGUUUUAAAAACAUGCAUCACUUUCUUGAAAAUUCUUCAGUAUAACAGGUCAAAUAUGCAAAAAGCGUUUUGGAUAUUUUGUGUGUGUAGUUGUGAGUAAAACAGUGGAAGUGAAUCUGUCUGAAUUUUUUCCUGUACUGUAUUAUGCAUUUUGAGACUUCACUCUUGGACAUAUACAUUAUUUGACUUGAUGGGUGUUUUCAAUGUGUACAAUCCUGAAACAUUGAAGAUUGAAAAUGCAGAAGUAGUUUUGUGUGGGUUUCAA